This is a messenger RNA of Bursaphelenchus xylophilus (pine wood nematode), 249 nucleotides long. Lineage: Eukaryota; Metazoa; Nematoda; Chromadorea; Rhabditida; Aphelenchoididae. The record is from the annotation of a GenBank genome assembly.
AUGAGUCGUUCCUACCAAUACAGCGAGAGCAUUCGUGAGGCCCUCGGAAAGAGUGAUGAGGGUGUCAAUGCGAGUAUGAUUGAUCAAAUAAGAAGUGCUAAUGACAACGGUCGUGUCACUACUGAUACUGUGCACCGUGCCCAAUAUGGAGAUGAAGCCCCAAGGGAAGAGAAACGCCAUUUCGAAGGGUUUGAUCCGGCUACCAGAUAUCUUCAAGAGACUUCGGAAGAGCCCAAAAGAAUUAUGUAA